GAGACGCAGCGAGGGAGGCGGUGGCUCCGGCAGCUGCCUGCCUCUGCUGCACCGGGCGGUCUCCAGCCUGCGAAGACGCCCGGUGGGAUCGGGCCGCGGCGGGACGGGGCGCCGCGCAGCCAGCUCACGGCCUCUGUUCCUGAUGAAAGACUCUUUCCAAGGAUGGACUACAUCAGCGGGAGCUCCCGGGUCCCUUGUGGACACAAGAAAUACAUUUCCAAAAAUGAACUCUUGCUCUACUUAAAGACAUACAACCUCUACUAUGAAGGUCAGAACUUGCAGCUACGGCAUCGAGAGGAAGAGGGGGAAUUCAUUGUGGAGGGGUUGCUGAACAUCUCCUGGGGAUUGCGCAGACCCAUUCGCUUGCAGAUGCAGGAUGAGAACCAGCGCAUCCGCCCCCCGCCUUCUUCCUCCUCCUGGCAUUCUGGCUGCAACCUGGGGUCCGUCAUCAAGCCGACAACCUUGCCAGACAUUCAGGUGACGGAGGCCGAGCCCUCGUCAGACGGAGAUGGAACCAAUGGCGGAACCGAUGACAAAGAUCUGAAAGCCCAGCAAGAAGAUGCACCUCAGCUGAUGCGGACACGGAGCGAUGUUGGCGUGCGCCGCAGAGGAAAUCUCCGCACACCGAGCGAACAGCGGCGGAUCAAGCGACACCGCUUCUCCAUCAAUGGGCAUUUUUACAAUCAUAAAACGUCGGUGUUCACGCCAGCGUAUGGCUCUGUCACAAAUGUCCGCAUAAAUAGCACAAUGACGACACCACAAGUUCUGAAGCUGCUGCUCAACAAGUUUAAGAUUGAGAACUCAGCAGAGGAAUUUGCCUUGUACAUCGUUCACACCAGUGGAGAAAAACAGAAGCUGAAGGCUACGGACUACCCACUGGUUGCUCGGAUUCUGCAGGGACCAUGUGAACAAGUUUCCAAGGUUUUUUUAAUGGAGAAGGACCAGGUAGAAGAAGUCACCUAUGAUGUUGCUCAGUAUAUCAAAUUUGAAAUGCCUGUCCUGAAAAGUUUCAUCCAGAAGCUCAAAGAGGAAGAAGAUCGUGAAGUGAAGAAACUAAGGUGCAAGUACUCUGUCCUGCGUUUAAUGAUCGAGCAGCGAUUAGAAGAGAUCUCUGAAGGCCCAGCAACCAUGUAAAGCCUUUGGCGCGGUCACUGCCUGGUGUCCAGCAGAGAGGCUUCUUGAAGAAUAUUUGUCGACAAGAAGAAUGUGCUGUAAUGAGCAAAGAUGGCUCUUCCUCCUGGAGCCUGAACACAGAACCCACUUGGACCAACUGCAUUUUCCUUCCUCCCCAGUUACUGAAGGGGAACUCUGUGGAGCCUCUGUGUUUGGGGGCAGUAUACCCUUCAAAUAAUACUGCUUGCUAGGGACAGGCAGGAUGGCCAUAGACUGAUCCUUGCCCUGCUUGUCAGCUUGCGAAGGCAUCUGGCCGGCUGCCAUUGGGAAGAGGAUGCGGGGCCAGAGGGACCAUUUCGCCUCUCCAGCUGGGCACUUGCCUCUUCCAGAGUUUUCCAUUUGACUGGAACUUUUUUGUUUGGAGAGGGGGUGCUUGAGGCAGCCUUCCUGGCUGUCACAACAGGGGCGAGGCUUUUUGUCAUUCUUGAUCUCUAAGUAAAACACAAAAACACUCCCCUGCCCCACGGGGAGGGCCUAGUCGUGGACAUGCCCCCCCUCCCAUUCUGACUGCUCUUCUUCCCCAUUGCUGUUGCAGACCCACAAGCUUCAGGCCCAUCCUCAUCUCCCCACCCCCUCUGUCUGAAUUGGGGCCUCGGCUACUCCUUGCUCCCCUGAUGCCUCUGAGGCAAAGCUGUCACGUGCAGGGACGAUCCUUUCUGCUUGCUGCUCCAGCACCCUGGCAUUUGGCCCGGCGAAAGCAUAACGUCUCCCAGGGGGGCCUUUUCUUCAUGGGGCCCCUUCUCCAGGCACUUCUGCUGCCCAUGCCAGGAAGCUUUGAGGGAGACGGAAGGCACAAGGGCUCCAUCUUGGUCCAACAAGAAGCUCCCAGAACAUAUUCAUUGGGUCAGGGUUGCAGAUGGCCCCAAAAUGCAAAGCAUGGUUGCCUUCUCUGGAAGGUGCUCUGGUGGCCCCAGUUUUAUACUCUGUGUGAUUAUUCCCACGCUGAGGGACCCUUGUGAGCGGCAUUUAAAUAGCCUGUGGCCCAGCUGUGCAGGCCACAGUACAAAUCCCAUUGGCAAACUUUUUUUAGAAAGGUGGCUAUUAAAGCCAUGUUAGUUUGGCUAUAAUGACCACCAGAUGCAGCAGGUGCUUUAAGAAUGCCCCAUUUACUUUCCAGUUCAGUCGUGAACAUACCCAGGAGUGAGCUGGCAGGCCUUGCCGUGGAUCUUGGCCCUCCUACUUGAAUCUUUGCCCCAUCCCUGCUCAGAAAUCCUGAAGGUGUUUGAUGUUUCUCCGUCUCCCCCCCCCGCCAGCUCUGGAAAUGGCUUUAGUAUUGCCCUUUUCGAUAACCUUUCCCAGUUCUACAGGUUUGGAGGCAAAUCCCCGGGGCCAUUGCAAGAGACGUCGAUAGAAGCACAUCUCCUAGGGUAGCUCAGCAAAGCAGGGCGUUUCUCACCUCCCUCUUAUGUUGGUUUAGAAGAGCUGGGGAAUCCUCCUGCUGCAACAAGACAGCUCCUUCCGGGGGCAAUUUGUAGCAGAGAGGUGGAAGGGUGCUUCACCGUCUCCCUGUCUUCCACACUGUGCUCAUCCCUAGGCUGUUUUGCCUCCUGUGGAGCUCCAGGCAUGGGUUUACUCUUUCAAAAAUAGUUCUGGGGACUCCUCAGAGGGCAAAGUUUGCAGGGAGGGGGGUUGCAGCAGAGGAAUGGGUUGGGAAACGGUUCAGCACCCUGUUUUGCCCACCACUUCUGCAUUCCAAAGUGGUCUCUUCCCUCCUAGAGUUGCUUUGCACUAACAGAAGAGGCCAUCAGGUGUUUGUUAUAUGUGUAAUAUGUAGUCCUGCCCUUAGUAGUGUCUGUGAAAGUUUUUUUGAGAAAAUAAAUAAUGAGCAGGUUACCCUGUUUGGAACACCCUCUAGAAAGGUUCUUUUCUCCAAGGUUGCUUCUUAGGACUGAAAUUACUGAGGAAAGUCCCACUGAAAGGCGAUGGAACUUCCUUCUGAGUGAACACACUUCAGAUUGCACUGGACGUCUCUCUCUCUCUCCCUCUCCCUCCCUCCCUCCCUCUCCCCCUAGCUAACCCCUUAACAGCAUUUCACUUCUAAAUUGCACUAGAUUGAUUGUGGAUAUUUUUUUAAGCUCCAGCCUUUCUGUUCUUAAUAUUAUCUAUAUGCCAAAUAUUACUGCACAGGAAAAUGACAGCAAUAAUUUAUAUAAAUAUUAUUAUUUUUUGAAAAGGAGCCAGCACAAGAACAGCCCUAGCGCCGCUGAUGCAUUUUGAGGCUCCAGAAUUCCUUUCUGGGCUGAAAAGCACAAAUGGACUUGCAACUCUGACUGUUGUCUGUGGGUUGGAUCCUGAUUUAAUGGUACUUGGAGACUCCACCUGCAGUGGAGGGUAGUUCAUUGGGCCGGCUCUGAGUACGUCUAGAUCUGGAUCCAAUCCUGUUUAGUUCAAAGGUUCAUUUUAUUCCAAUUCAUGUUCAUUGUUUCAGUCUCUGGUUUGUCUGUGGAAAUGGGAGGGUGGGACACCUUUUAAAAAGUGUGAGUCUGUUGUUGUUUUUAAGAACUGUUGGGUUCCAAGCAAGCUCUUAAUGAAGGUACAACUCAGGACUGCAAAGCUGACACAUUUCUCUGAUUAAGGGCUGGUCCACAUCACUUGAUCACUGGCAACCGAUUAUGUGAACUGACUUGUAUAGCAUCUUGUGAAAGUUCUGCCUGCCAUGCUAGAUCUGCAAAAGUCCUCCUUGCAUGGGAUUUUGCAAUAAUCAAGUGUAAAAAAGUGCAUGUAUGAGCCAGCCCAUCAUGUCUGAGGUAGAAGUUUUAAGCCAUCUGUUUCAGCGUAUUCACACAUGAAGGAACUUUUUUUUUUAUAACAAACGACAAGUAUGCUUGUGUGAACCAAACUUUAGCAUGGGACAAGAUUAGAGUUGCCAACAGUCUCGUGUUUUAAGGGCCAUCCUUAAGGAGGAAUAUUCUGGGAUGUAGAACUUUGUAGGGAAAAGCAGCACAGCUCUACAAAGUGCCCUUGUUUUAACAUAGUAUUAGCUGAUGUGCAAUACACCUCCAAUUGCACACUAUUCUUACCUGAGUGAGGGUUAGCAAUACGGUAAAAAUGCACUCUUGAUGGUAAGAGUGCCAUAACAUAGACUGAUAGCUGUGAACUGAGAGGACUCCAAUUCAGAUUUUACCUCUACUGUGAAUUCAUUAGGUGGCUGUAUGCAAACCACUUUCUCAGCCUCAGACCCCCCCUCCUUUUGUAGAAUGGGGGGGAGGAAGGGGUAAUAAUAUUAGUCUACCUUUCAGGGUUGUUGUAAGGAUUGCAGAGAUAAUGUAUGUAACAUGUUUUGGCAUCUUAGGAUGCAUCUGCAAAUGCUGAGUAUUUUUAUCCACAGGUGGUAUUUUUUACAUGUACUCCUCAGGCCUGCAACAUAAGCAUUGAUGGGUCUCCCAAUUGUAAUAGCAUGUAACACCCCUGCUCACGGAUCUGCAUUGGCUGCCGGAUUGUUACCGGGCCAAGUUCAAGGUGCUCUUAUUGGUAUAUAAAGCCCUUAACAGUUUUGGACCAGUUUACUUGCGGGACUGCCUUACCGCAUAUGUGCCCACUUGACUGCUUCCAUCUGCAAAAGAGGCACGGUUGCAGGUGCCACAUAAUACUCAUUACACACUUGUAAGAAAUCAUUCUUUUUGUGUGGCAGCACCUACUUUUGGAACUCUCUGCCUCUUGAUAUCAGGCAGGUGCCUUUGCUGUAUUCUUUUCAGCACCUGCUUAAACCUUUUUUUCCCUUUUGGUGAGCCUAUUUAGACACAUAGAUGUGGAUGUGUUUUAAUAUUUUUAGUCUGUUACUGUUUUGCUUAAAAAUGUUUUUAAUUACAUGUUUUUAACUUUUAUUGAUGUUUAAUCUCAUUUGUAAACCACUUAGAGAUUUUGUGUGUCUGUGUGUGUGUUUACAAUCAAGAAGUAUAUAAACUUAAAUAAAUAAAUGAUAUGUUUAGAA
Messenger RNA from Rhineura floridana, 5104 nucleotides. It is a transcript of the gene RASSF2, whose product is annotated as Ras association domain family member 2. The transcript has 11 exons. Bases 163 to 1134 code for a protein of 323 amino acids. The record is from RefSeq and is a predicted model, not a curated record. Gene Ontology annotation, biological process: signal transduction; positive regulation of JNK cascade; positive regulation of protein kinase activity. Gene Ontology annotation, cellular component: cytoplasm; nucleus. Lineage: Eukaryota; Metazoa; Chordata; Lepidosauria; Squamata; Rhineuridae.